AUGGAAAUUGAUGAUUGGAGUAGAAAUGAUUUUAAAGAGAUGACGAGAAUUGAGAUAAUUUUGAACAGGGUGAGAGGGUGGGAGGCAGAGGAAGUAGACAGAAUUGUUAAUGACGACAUAAUCGCCCACUUAGCAAGUGGUUGGAAUUUUGGAAAUAAUUCGAUACUUACGGAAGCUAAUCACUGCUCAAAAGAUUCGCAUAUGGGAGAGAAACUCUCGCAUACUUCUAAAAUAAACAAAUUUUGCCGUGAAAAUCUUAAUCAGUCAUUUGCAUCUAUCAAGUAUUUUGCUCCGAAAUGCGCAUAUUGA
This is a messenger RNA of Loa loa (African eye worm), 309 nucleotides long. RefSeq lists its product as hypothetical. The transcript is spliced from 3 exons. The record is from RefSeq and is a predicted model, not a curated record. NCBI's taxonomy places the organism in Eukaryota, Metazoa, Nematoda, Chromadorea, Rhabditida, Onchocercidae. The coding region runs from base 1 to 309 and encodes 102 amino acids.